Messenger RNA from Cladophialophora yegresii CBS 114405, 1008 nucleotides. RefSeq names its product protein phosphatase. NCBI's taxonomy places the organism in Eukaryota, Fungi, Ascomycota, Eurotiomycetes, Chaetothyriales, Herpotrichiellaceae. Gene Ontology annotation, cellular component: TRC complex; membrane. The transcript has 2 exons. The record is from RefSeq and is a predicted model, not a curated record. Gene Ontology annotation, molecular function: protein binding; molecular adaptor activity. Gene Ontology annotation, biological process: post-translational protein targeting to endoplasmic reticulum membrane. The coding region runs from base 1 to 1008 and encodes 335 amino acids.
AUGUCUCUGUCCGACUCGAAGAAGCGCCUAGCGCUGUCGAUAAUAGACUUCCUGUCCUCGAUGAAAGAUGGCACUCUCAGCGCAGAGGACGCAGACAACAUCGAUAUUGCCAGCAAUUGUAUUGCAGAAGUCUUCAAAGUUGAUCCGUCGGACAAGGCAGCAAUGUCGGACGCCGUCGGGUCUCAGUCUCUGCUUAACAUCUUCUCUGUCUACGAAAAACUGAACGGAAAGGGCUCGUCCGCAGGAACGCAGGCGCCUCCUCCGGCGCAGUCUGCAGACACCAAGACCAUAAAUCCAGAGGCUGAGAAGCUCAAGAGCGCGGGCAAUGCCGCGAUGCAGCAAAAGGACUACAAGACUGCCAUCGAGAAAUACACCCAGGCGAUCUCUUAUGCUCCUACCAAUCCCAUCUAUCUUUCAAAUCGUGCGGCAGCAUAUUCCGCAAGCGGUGAUCACGCUUCAGCGGUCAAGGACGCCGAGUUGGCGGUAGCCGCUGAUCCAAAAUACACAAAGGCAUGGUCAAGGCUGGGCCUGGCCAGGUUUGCUAUGGGUGAUGCGAAAGGAAGUGUUGAUGCAUACCAGCAAGGCAUCAAUUUUGAAGGCAGUGGAGGCAGUGAAGCUAUGAGGAAAGGAUUGGAGACCGCAAAGAAAGAGCUGGCAAGGAUGGAAGCAGAGGAAGAUAAGCUCCCGGAAGACGACGUGGACGACGCUCCUGGCGAUACUCGUGGUGGCGGUGCUGGAGGCCUGCCGGACCUGUCUAGCCUUGCCGGUAUGUUCGGCGGUGGUCGCGGCGGAGGAGGCAUGCCCGAUCUGUCGAGCAUCAUGAGCAAUCCUAUGUUUGCCUCCAUGGCACAGAAUCUCAUGAGCAACCCCGAUGCACUAAGCGGACUCAUGAACAACCCUACCAUUCAAAACAUGAUGAACAGCCGGAGAGAAGGUGGCGGAGGUGGCAUGCCGGAUAUGAGCCAAAUCCAACAGAUGAUGCAAGAUCCCAACAUCGCAAACCUGUGA